Adineta ricciae is the source of this 906-nucleotide messenger RNA. Lineage: Eukaryota; Metazoa; Rotifera; Eurotatoria; Adinetida; Adinetidae. The record is from the annotation of a GenBank genome assembly.
AUGCCUCGAGUACCGAUUGCAAGUGAAGACGAAAGGAAAUUCAUUGUAGACGGAAUACAGUCCAAUUUUCGUAACGAUGGUCGAAAUUGUCGCUCCUACCGUCCGUUAUUACUAGCAACUGAUGUGAUCAAUACUGCAAAUGGUUCUUGUCUACUCAAACUAGGUGGUACCAUCGUUAUGGUUGGUAUAACAUUCGAAUUUAGUCGCACGAGUCAAGAUAAACCAAAUGAAGGUCGAAUAGAGGCAACUGUCGAUGGAAGUGGCUGUCGAACACUGAGAAUCUUUGGCAGACAUCGAAGACAAUAUACCAAACAAAUAGCGAGAAGUCUCAACUAUAUUCUGAAUAACCCCAAGUGUUUCGAUCUCGGUCAAUUGUGCGUGGUAAAAGGACAUCAUUGUUGGCUCGUUCACGUAGAUAUCUCUGUUCUACGUUACGAAGGAAACCUUCAUGAUGCGUGCUCGUUCGCAAUGAAAGCUGCACUGAGCGAAACGAAAGUUCCUGCUUUGAAAGUAACUCAUGAUGAGGAAACAAACGAAGUUUCUGUUGACGUCUGUGAUGAUCCAUAUCAAUUCGGUACACUCGAUGUAUCGAAUUUACCACUACUAAUCACUGUUGGACAAAUUAGUGGAGUUCAUACCGUUGAUACAACUAUCAAAGAAGAUUCUGUUACUUUAGCAAGAAUAACUUAUGGUAUAAAACCAUCCGGUUCGAUCGUUUAUAUGAACAAAGACGGUGGCGGUAGUCUCGAUGCGUUAAACAUUCGCUCCAUGGCAAAAAUUGCUAGUGAUAUUGGUCCACAAGUUAAUCAAUUAUUGAUGAAAAAAGUUCAGUUAAGUCGAGCAAAACAAGCGUCCUGGGGUCACGCUAACGAACGUCUUCUUUUCGAUGAUGACAAUUUCGUUUGA